UGUAUUAUGUCGACGUGUUGUUAGCUUGAUAGACUACAACCAUUCGGAGGCUUAAUUAAAGUGUGAUUUCUACACGCAAUGUCUGCGCCUUUACCCCAAGACACGGAAUUAAUUGAGAAACACGAAGGAAUUUUAGGACGGAGAGCCGAGCUGCUAGAGCAGAUGGAGAGUCUCAGAGAGCAGCUGAAGAUCCAGAGGAGGCAGCAGGUGGAGGAAUCUGAGGUGGCCCGCCACAGGAACAGCACGCUGCUGCAGGAUUUACAGAAGAUAGAAGUCCGUCUCAAAGGAAGACAACUGCCACGCCCAAAUCUGCUGGCUCUGGAGGGGCCACGACAACAACACAUCCUACGCUUAACGUGGCUGAUGUUACUGAAGGUGGAUGUACAGAACAGGAACGGAGGAGUAAUGAGAGGAACAUCUCAACAAAUGCAAAGAUCUGGGCGGUCGCUGAGCACCAUGCCUGGUGGCGCUGUUUGAGUCUUCCCGUUGACCCCUGCAAGUCCAGAGCCUCUCCUUUGAUCAUGGGAUGUCACCUCUACUUAAGAGGCCGGGCUGCCAGCUCUUUGUCUCCUCCAUCACAGAGGCCUCCACAAUUGUCAUGUUGCCUUACAUUAAAUAGAAGGCUUCAUGUUGUACACUAAAAGUAAGCAACACUGGCCUUAAGGUAACCUGGCUUAGCUCGUGUAACAUUUCCUCUUUAACCAGCCCCUUACUUCACCAGCAUCACUGUAAUCACAAACCUCUCCGCUCUUUUGAAGCUAUGAUGAGAAAGCUUUUUACCUUCGCAUUGAAAAUGCGGAAGGGAAUGUUUUGAUCGCCGUGUAUUUAUUUAUUUAUUUAUUUAUUUGUAUGUGUGUUAUUCGCAUAAGUAAAAAAGUAUUAAACCGAAUCGCAUGAAAUUUGGUGGGAUGAUUGGUUAUUAUCCGGGGACCAUUUGAUUAGAUUUUGGGAUAGAUCGGGUCAAGGUCAAGGUCAUGAAAAAGGUCAAAAUCUUCUUGAAUCGCAUGAAAUUUGGUGGGAUGAUUUGUUAUUAUGCGGGGACCAUUUGAUUAGAUUUUGGGAUCGAUCGGGUCAAAGGUCAUGGUCAAGGUCAUGAAAAGGUCAACAUCUUCUUUUUACCAUAGCGCGGUCAAUUUAUAUCCAAUUGGCAUGCAAAUAAUGCCAAAAUGUUCAUAAUUCAAUGCCCAAUCUUGUGAUAUGCGAAGGUAUGCGCUCUACAGAGUGCCCAUUCUAGUUUUAAAUGUUUUAAUAAUAUUUGAAAACUCAAACGGAAAUAGCUUUCUGGAGCUAAUGUGAGAAUUCUUCAACGGCUGGGCUUGAAUAUACUACAGCUGCAAUAUUGCUCUUAGAGAAACCCAGUGUGUGUGUGUGUGUGUGUUCUCGCUGAAUUCCACUCACUGUAUCGAUUGUGCUUCGACGGAUGUCUUUCUGCGCUCGCCUGGUAGAGUCAGAGUGUGCGGUGCUAUUCAUAUCGACUGGCGGAUUAAGUGGGCUGCUGAAAGGACACGUACGAAUUUUGUGUGUGUGUUCUUGCGCCUUUUGUUGAUAUCGAUUGUGUCUUGGCAUGUUUUCCCACAUGGCACCGGCACGUUGUGUUUGAUUCUUAAUGAAGGCCUUUAUCACACUCUAAUCAGUUUACCAUCACACACACCAGUCAAAGCAAACACUUUCUUACUUGAGAAAAAGCACACGGGUAAUCACUCUUCUGAUUGGGUUUUGACUCCUGCAGUGCCACUUUAAAAACAUCUUUAACGUUAACGGAAAAGAGGGACAUCUUUUCACACCUGGUCUAAUAUAUCACACACAUCAGGGACGAUUCAGGAAAUACUGUGACUUUAAUAGAGACAUGGUCAUAAACUCAAUGUUCCCUUAAACCGUAAUCCUUGAACCCUCUGGGAUUUAACUUGCGUCCCUUUAUAAAUGGUUGAGUGUGAGAGGCUGCGAAUGGUAUAAAUAUCAUAGACAGUAUCUAAGAAGUGGACGUAGUCACCUCCACUGUAGUUUUGAAGCCUUGAGUUCAUCAUUUUGGUCGUCUUGUGCAACCAGACUGACACGAGAGGGUGGAGCUAAGUACAACUAAAUGCUGAAUAAAAGAGUUUUAGGCAACUACAAAGGUUCCUAUUAACUUUAAUUAACUGAAAACACACAUUGAAAGAUUUAAAGUUAUGAUAUGAAAACACAGAAAUCUCGCCAUGUUAGGGACCUGUUAAUCACCUUGUAGCCCCGCCCUAAAGCAUCCCCUGCUUUAUGGUCUAUUUGAUUAAAAAUAGACCAUUUAUAACAUUGACAUCAUACUGUUUUGAAAAAGACUUGCAACUAGAGAUUGAGACCAUAAACUCAUGUUUACAAUGUUUACUGAGGGAAUAAAUCAAGAAUGAAUCCCAUAGACCUCCAUACCACCAGGAGUCAACCCCGUCAGUAGAGAGAAUGCAGAUUCAAGGUACUUCCAAAUUGGCUUCACUUUUCAGAAUUGGAGGUUGUCGCCUGAUACAUCCGCUGCUUUAGCUUUUCAAUGAUAGUAAUAGUGAAUAAAGACCUACUCGUCUCGUGUUGUUCCUUAGUGUCGAUGUCUUCUCUCUGGAUCUCCAGGUGAUGUGGUGGUUCACUUGUACACUGAUCUGUCUUUAUCUUUUCAAGCUGUUAACACUGCUGAACCAGUGUGGUAUCCUGGAUGUACAGGACAGGGAUGUCUAUUUGUACAGAUUGUAAAGCACUCUAAGACAAAUUUGUGAAAAUGGGCUAAACAAAUAAACUGAAUUGAAUUGAAUUUAACUAUCUUUGGAUUAUAUAUGGUUUAAAGAUAGAAUAAAGUACAUAAUAAUAUGAGCAAUAUAUAAAAUAACAAGAAAAAAAAGAAAUG
This is a messenger RNA of Pseudoliparis swirei, 2860 nucleotides long. It is a transcript of the gene cep15, whose product is annotated as centrosomal protein 15. The transcript is spliced from 5 exons. The record is from RefSeq and is a predicted model, not a curated record. Bases 79 to 477 code for a protein of 132 amino acids. Lineage: Eukaryota; Metazoa; Chordata; Actinopteri; Perciformes; Liparidae.